Fusarium sp. VM40 is the source of this 1068-nucleotide messenger RNA. The record is from the annotation of a GenBank genome assembly. NCBI's taxonomy places the organism in Eukaryota, Fungi, Ascomycota, Sordariomycetes, Hypocreales, Nectriaceae.
AUGCCUCAAAACAUCCUUAUCACUGGAGCUGCUGGUUACAUUGGUGGCUCUGUUAUGAAUGGUAUUCUAUCUCACAACGAUCAGAAUAUGAAGAAUGCAAAGAUCUUUGCGGCCGUUCGAAACCAAGAUCACAUUGACAAGAUAUCCAAGCUUGAAAGAGUUCAAGCCCUCAACAUUGAUCUUACUGAUAAGACCGCCAUCGAGAGGGAAAUUGAACUGAACAAGAUCGACCUCGUUGUCCAUACAGCAGCAAGCUGGGAUCCCUCAAUGAUGAUCACAAUCAUUGGCGCCCUUGGGAAACGGCGAAGGACUAGCGGUGCCAAAACUUACCUAAUUCAUACAUCUGUUGCAAGCAUGUUUACUGAAGAAGGGGGUUGGCCUUAUGGCGAAGUGAGAGACACCGAUGCUAUUCUCGAUAAGGAAAGGGAGAUUGGACUGGAGAAUCCAGUACGAAAGACAAAUAUCUCCCUUGCAGACGAAGCCAAAGCCCAGGGUGUAGAGAUCUUUAACAUGGCAGUUCCCAUGACUUAUGGAACAGGGUCUGGAGAAGUCAGAAAGCUCUCUGUCAACAUACCAGCUUUGGUCCGCACUAGUGUCAAACUGAAGACGGUGUACAAAUUUGACAACGAUUCGUGCACAGGAACAGUGCACAUAGACGAUCUCACAGACCUAUAUGUUCUUCUUGUGAAUAAGAUCGUGAACCAGGAACCGAUCGCGGCCGAUAAUGACCGAUACUUUUUCGUCGUUGCGCAUCGCGAACAUUGGUGGAAGGUAAUGGACAAAAUUGCCAAGAAUCUUCACGCUCGUGGUCUUGUGACGGAACCUAUCCCAAAGAUCUGGCCGAACUACGACAUCGCAGCCGAAAGCCUCGGGUUCCCACGCAGGUUUAUCGUUCCUAUGUGCAUGACUAACGGAGAACUUGUUCCAGUCAAUGGAGACAAGCUAGGAUGGAAGCCUAAGUGGGAUAGCGAGGAGAAGUUUUUGGAUCUUAUUGACCAGGAGAUUGAUGACAUUUUGAAGUUGGACACAGCUGGAACAUCGCUAUUCAAUGAUCUGCUCAAGCAGUGA